Diprion similis is the source of this 1488-nucleotide messenger RNA. It is a transcript of the gene mRpL37, whose product is annotated as 39S ribosomal protein L37, mitochondrial. Bases 127 to 1359 code for a protein of 410 amino acids. Gene Ontology annotation, biological process: translation. The transcript has 7 exons. The record is from RefSeq and is a predicted model, not a curated record. Gene Ontology annotation, molecular function: structural constituent of ribosome. NCBI's taxonomy places the organism in Eukaryota, Metazoa, Arthropoda, Insecta, Hymenoptera, Diprionidae. Gene Ontology annotation, cellular component: mitochondrion; ribosome.
GUCCUCGUUCCCAUACCGCUUGCCGCGUAUCAUCAACUUUUCCCGUUGUGGCUCGUAUCCUUGAAUUAAGGAUCAUAGCCACAAAGGAAGAACUUUUACCAUUGCUGGAUCACAGGGUGCAGAAAUAUGAAAUUCUCCUCAAGUCUGUGUGCUCAACACCUAGGGCGAAUGAUAAGAAGGCAUUGGUACAUUCAAGGAAAUCGUCCAAUUCUUGAUACUCCCACCGAAAGUUACCUCAAGUCACAGAACAUAGAAAUCAUUGACCCAGAGAUUUUGCUUGUAAAGCCGUUGCCAGAGAGAUUGAAACUGAAUGAACCAUUGAUACCACUGCCUGUUCCAAAUGACAAAACUCAUCCAAACUGGAAAGAGAAACCCUGCCUCUCUUAUCGUGAUCAUAAUGUGUUGCUCGAAGGUGUGGAACAGGCUAAGGUAUUGACUAAAACUGUUGAGAUCGUCGAGGGGCUACCAGAAUCAGUGAAUAAUCUGAUAACGGAGCACGACGAGCGCGUAGAACAGUUGGUCCUAAGGGUAGUGCAAAAUUCAACUAUAUACGAUGCCUAUCAGGAACGUCUUCCUAAACCAACAGAUCCCGAAAGACCAGGAUUUAUCUUUCCAAGACCAUAUGGGAUUUCUGCAUUAAGAAAAGUACGAAACUUAUCACAAAAGCUACUUCAACUAUGCGAAUCUUUGAGCGGUCCUCAAGUAGCGUUUGAAAGAAAUCUAAUACACAAUGGUGUCGUUAGUCUACCAAUUGAAAAAGAUGAGAAGCAGUUACAAUUUGAGCUGAGAGCGGACAUACUUGUGACUUCUUCGAGUCCUUUAAAACCUAUAGCAAGUAAAGAUGAAGGGAACCACAUUCAGUUGUCGAACCUUCAUCCUAUUGAUUCCACAAUCACUUUGGAGAAAGAAAAUAUCUACACCCUUCGGAACUUCUAUCCUAUCGAAAAAAACUCUCAGUGGAUGAACGUGCACACAAUUUUUGCACAUUUUAACCCGCGCGAGGUGAAGAAUAUUUAUGAAACUCCAGUUACUGAGUCACAAAUUCUUGGACGUUCACUGCUCAAAUCAUUCGCAGUAGGCGCAGCAUGUGCUAGACAACGCUUUGGAAAUGAAGUUUCAAGCUUACCAGAGCCUGUAACUAUCCAAUGCAUACAGUCGGAUGGAAAGAUGUUUCACUUCUCAGUUUUGCAAAUUAAUACAUUAGACUUGGAUGGAUCUGGUGGGGAAAAAAAUAUAUGGUGGUCAGCUCCGAAUAUAGAUCUCUAUGAGACAGCUGGUUAUGAAGGUGGCGUACCAAAAGUCCAGAAUUAUAAUCCCGAAGUAUUUAGAAGAAUAUUUGCAUUUUAUAAUAACAAUUAAAUUUUAUUGUAACUCGUAAUAUUUGGUGAAAGUAAGUGUCCUGUGCUACUGGUAUAAAACGGAGCUGUCCCUUUUACCAAAUCACCCGGAUUUAUGGCUUGUAUAUAGUGUCAUUUACUUGAUAUAAAA